AAAUACCCUAUUCUAUUUCAAAUAGCGCGAGACUAUCUAGCUAUAAUACCUACCUCGGCUCCGGCCGAAAGAGUAUUCUCUAGAGUAGGAGAUAUAGUUACUAAGAAGCGUAAUCGACUUAGGCCGGAUACUAUUAAAAAGCUUAUUAUAUUAAAGUGUUUAGGAGUAGUUCCCGACGAAGAGAGUACUAUAAACGACUUCGAUUAUACCGAAGACGAUAUAGAUAUUAAUAGUACUUUAAAUAAGGGAAAAGAGAAGGUUAUAGAGUAUUUAGAUUCUAGCGAGGACGAAAACUCGGAGAGUACUUAG
Messenger RNA from Zymoseptoria tritici IPO323, 309 nucleotides. RefSeq lists its product as uncharacterized. Lineage: Eukaryota; Fungi; Ascomycota; Dothideomycetes; Mycosphaerellales; Mycosphaerellaceae. The annotation marks the transcript as partial. Gene Ontology annotation, molecular function: protein dimerization activity. The record is from RefSeq and is a predicted model, not a curated record. The transcript has a single exon.